AUGGAUGCUGCAGCCAGCAGCCCCCUUGGCUGGCUCUGGGCAGGUGCCACCAGGCUUUUUGGGGUCACCAUGGCCCACAGGAGCCCCCUGCACAAAGCCAAGGUGCUGCUCUGCAGCCUCCUGCCUGCCUUGCUGUGCGUGGCCACGCUGGGGGCUGCCCAGGGGCUGGGGGUGUUUGUGGCCAUGUGCCUGCUCUGCUCCGUGUGCCUGGGGGACGGGGACCUGCUGCCCGUGGGGGACAGAGCCGUGCUCAUCACAGGUAGUGACACUGGGAUUGGACAUGCCCUGGCUAAGCACCUGGACAGCCUGGGGUUCAUUGUGUUUGCUGGGGUUUUGGACAAGGAUGGCCCUGGGGCUGCGGAGCUGCGGCGCUCCUGCUCCCAGAGGCUCUGUGUCCUGCAGCUGGACAUCACCAACACCACCCAGGUCAAGGAGGCCUACCUGACAGUCUCAGAGAAGGUGCAGAAUGCAGGGCUCUGGGGUGUCGUGAACAACGCAGGAAUCCUGGGCUUCCCUGCUGAUGGGGAGCUGCUCCCCAUGAGCACCUACAGGCACUGCAUGGAGGUGAACUUCUUUGGGGCUGUGGAGGUGUCCAAGACCUUCUUGCCAUUGCUGAGGAAAUCGCAGGGGAGGCUGGUGAACAUGUCCAGCAUGGCAGGAGGCAUUCCACUACCGAGGUACGCAGCGUACGGGGCAUCCAAAGCAGCUCUGUCCAUGUUUUCUGGAGUAAUGAGGCAAGAGCUUUCCAAAUGGGGCAUUAAAGUCAUGGCAAUUCAUCCAUCAGGCUUCAGAACAGGUAUUGAAGGCACAGCAGAGCAGUGGGACAGGCAGGAGAAGGAGCUGAUGGAGAACCUCCCUGCAGACACCAGGCAGGCCUAUGGCGAGGAAUAUCUCCUGGGGCUGAGGAAUUACCUGCUCCACCUGCCCUCCCACUGUGCCCCCGACCUGUCCCCAGUGCUGGGCUCUGUCCUGCAUGCUCUGCUGGCCAGGAGACCCCAGGGCCUCUACACCCCUGGCAAGGGAGCCUACGCCCCCCUCUGCAUCUUCUGCUGCUUCCCCCUCUGGUUCUACGACUUCUUCAUCAGCAAGGUGCUGAGUGCUGGCUCUGUCCCAAGGCAGCUGAGGACAUCAGGAGAUGAAGGCAAGAACCUCUGA
This is a messenger RNA of Zonotrichia albicollis (white-throated sparrow), 1155 nucleotides long. RefSeq names its product hydroxysteroid 17-beta dehydrogenase 2 (gene HSD17B2). Gene Ontology annotation, cellular component: intracellular membrane-bounded organelle. NCBI's taxonomy places the organism in Eukaryota, Metazoa, Chordata, Aves, Passeriformes, Passerellidae. Gene Ontology annotation, biological process: steroid metabolic process. Gene Ontology annotation, molecular function: testosterone dehydrogenase (NAD+) activity; estradiol 17-beta-dehydrogenase [NAD(P)+] activity. The record is from RefSeq and is a predicted model, not a curated record.